Sporisorium graminicola is the source of this 2220-nucleotide messenger RNA. RefSeq lists its product as uncharacterized. The record is from RefSeq and is a predicted model, not a curated record. The transcript has a single exon. Gene Ontology annotation, cellular component: nucleolus; Noc2p-Noc3p complex; nucleoplasm. NCBI's taxonomy places the organism in Eukaryota, Fungi, Basidiomycota, Ustilaginomycetes, Ustilaginales, Ustilaginaceae. The coding region runs from base 1 to 2220 and encodes 739 amino acids. Gene Ontology annotation, biological process: ribosomal large subunit biogenesis.
AUGGGGAAGCAAACCAAGUCCACCAAAAAGUUCAUGCGAACGCAGCUCGACGGCACCAUCAAGCGUCGACGCGACCACCAGAAGAAGCGCAAGGUCAUCGAACGUUCGGCGGCAGCCAAAAAGCAGAAGCAGUUGCGCAACACCGGCAAGAAGGGCAGGGGUGCAAAGGAAUCUGAGGCACCAGAGGAUUUGGCAGAGUUCGACGAUGAUGUGGAUGUCGCGGAAAAGAUGGAGGCGGGCGGCAAAUUGAAAGGCAUGAGCGUCGAUGAUUUCCUCGGAGGCGGGUUCAAGAGCGCAGCUGGGGAUGGCGACGAGGAGGACGAGGAGGAUGAGGAUGCGGAGGAGGACGGUGAAGAGGAUGCAGACGACCUGGACGAUGUGGAAGACAUGUCGGACGAUGAAGAGGGGGCAGGUAUGCAUGCACAGGAUCUGGAAAAGCUCAAGGAGAAGGACCCCGAGUUCUAUGCAUACUUGCAAGAGAACGAUAAGGAGCUCCUUGAAUUUGGUCAAGAAUCCGAUGAUGACCAGGACGAGGAUGACGAGUCCGCCCAAGAAGAGGAGCGGCCCAGCAAGACCAAGGCCUCUUCCUCGAAGGCUGCGCAGGUCGAGACUGGCCCUCAGCGCGUAACACUCAAGAUGUUGGCGGGCUGGCAAAAGUCGAUGCUCACGCACCGUUCGCUGAAAGCGCUCCGCCGACUGCUCAUCGCCUUCCGUUGCGCGGUCAAGCCCGAAGAAGAAGAUCAGCGGCCGCAAGGCGCCUCGUUCAUCAUCGAAGAAGCGCGCGUCUUCAACAAGCUCGUCCUCACCGCUCUCAAGUACACGCCCGUCGUGCUGCAACACCACGUGCCCAUUACAGAAGACAAACACGGCAACAUCAAGAUCCCCUCAAACAACAAAAAGUGGAACCUGAUCAAAAAGCCCAUCCAGUCGUACUUCAGCAACCUCUUCCAGCUCACCGAGACGCUGACAGAGCCGCGCAUGCUCGAGAUUGUUGUGCGUGAUAGCACACGCAUGGUGCCGUACGCGCUCUGCAUCCCCAAGACGACGAGAGAUUUUGUCAAGGUGGCGCUCAACCUGUGGUCGAGCCAGGUCUCGGAAGACGGGGUGAGGAUGUCCGCGUUCCUCACCCUGAGGAGGUUGGGCAUGUCUGGCGGCACCGCUUCGCUCGAGAACGUCCUGCGUGGGGUCUACUCGUCCUACAUUCAGUCGAGCAGGUCGGUGAGCGUCCACACGCAGCCGAUGCUCAACUUGAUGAAGAACACAGCCGUAGAGCUGUACUUGCUCGAUUCGGAUGUCGCCUACACCCAGGCGUUUGGCUUCAUCCGUCAGCUGGCGAUCCACCUGCGUAACUGCGUCAAGACCAAGACGAAAGAUGCGUUCAAAGCGGUUCUCAACUGGCAGUUCGUCUCUGCAAUCGACUUUUGGUCGUUGCUGCUGGCGCGUGCGUGCGAUCAGGAGUCGGAACGUCAGGCUGGGUUCGAGUCGCCGUUGAAGCCGCUCAUCUAUCCACUGGUGCAGGUGGCGACGGGUGUGGUGGGGUUGGUGCCCAACUCAAGAUACUUCCCUUACCGUCUGCAUCUACUCAAAGCGAUGAUGCGCAUCGUGACACGCACAGGAACGUACAUCCCGCUGGCGCCGUCGAUCCUGUCCGUGUUCGAGUCUCCCGAAUUCCAGAGGAAGCUCAAGGGCAGCACAGCGGCGCCCAUUGAUUUCAGCACGACACUGCGGGCACCGACGCAACUGGUACGCACGCGACCGUACUCGAACCAGCUGCUGUCAGAAUACUCGCUUGUACUGCUCGAGUUCCUGGCGUCGCAGUCGCGGUCGAUCGCGUUUCCCGAACUGGUCCUACCGCUGCAGAUCCAGCUCAAGCGGCUGUCGAAGAGCACUACGAACGCCAAGUUCCAGACCGAGGCCAAGCAGCUGCUGGACAAGUCGCAUCAGACGGCACUGUGGGUGGGCAAGCAGCGCGAUGCGAUCGAUUUCACGCCCAAGGAUUUGGAUAAGGUCAAGGACUGGGAGAUGGACGCCAAGGAGAACCCGCUCGAGGGCAUGUUGAGGUUGGCCAAGAAGGUGCGUGCCAAGCAGGAGGCCUUGAUCAAGGCGCAGGCUCAAGUUGUUCGUGAUGACGACGAUGAGGAUGAGAGUGAUGAAGACGAUGAAGAGGACGAAGAGGAAGAUGAUGAUGAGAUGGAGGUGGAAGACGAGGACGACGAGUAA